This is a messenger RNA of Eublepharis macularius, 4224 nucleotides long. RefSeq names its product cytochrome P450 26B1. The record is from RefSeq and is a predicted model, not a curated record. Bases 383 to 1918 code for a protein of 511 amino acids. Lineage: Eukaryota; Metazoa; Chordata; Lepidosauria; Squamata; Eublepharidae. The transcript is spliced from 6 exons. Gene Ontology annotation, biological process: sterol metabolic process. Gene Ontology annotation, molecular function: monooxygenase activity; iron ion binding; oxidoreductase activity, acting on paired donors, with incorporation or reduction of molecular oxygen.
CGGCGGCCCAGCCGAGCCUCCCCGCCCCCUGCCCGGGAGCCGCUUGCUCGGGCGCCCGCAAAAGUUGGUCGACGGCGGCCGCCGCCUCUCCCCGCCCCGUGCAACAAGCAAAGCAGCCCCGACGCCCUGCCCGGCCUUGCCCUGCCCCGGUGCUCGUUCUCGCCUCCUCCGGCUUUGAGUGCAGCAAGGAAAGCAGCAGCAGCAGCAGCCCCCGCCGAGCGGGCGCGUUCUCCCCGGUCCCGUGCCAGGCUCGCCGCCGGCUCGCGGGGGUCCCCUCGGGGCAGGGGGCGGUCGGUCGGGCGGCGCCUGGAGGGCGCCCCGGCCGGGGCCUGCGCCUGCGCCCCCGCGCCGCUCCUCUGCUCCCGCCGGGCUGCCCGGCAAGAUGCUCUUCCAGCCCUUCGACGUGGUCUCGGCGCUGGCCACCUUCGUGGCCUGCCUGGUCUCGGUGACGCUGCUGCUGGCCGUCUCCCAGCAGCUGUGGCAGCUGCGCUGGGCCGCCACCCGCGACAAAGCCUGCAAGCUGCCCAUCCCCAAGGGCUCCAUGGGCUUCCCGCUGGUCGGAGAGACCUUCCACUGGCUGCUGCAGGGCUCCUACUUCCAGUCCUCCCGGCGGGAGAAGUACGGCAACGUCUUCAAGACGCACCUGCUGGGGCGGCCGCUGGUGCGCGUGACCGGCGCCGAGAACGUACGCAAGAUCCUGAUGGGCGAGCACAGCCUGGUCAGCACCGAGUGGCCGCGCAGCACGCGCAUGCUGCUCGGCCCCAACACCGUCGCCAACUCCAUCGGGGACGUGCACCGCCACAAGAGGAAGGUGCUCUCCAAAAUAUUCAGCCAUGAAGCCCUGGAGACCUACCUCCCCAAGAUCCAGCUGGUGAUCCAAGACACGUUGCGGGCGUGGAGCAGCAACCCGGAGCCCAUUAACGUCUAUUACGAGGCACAGAAACUCACGUUCCGCAUGGCCAUCCGCGUCCUGUUGGGCUUCCGGAUCCCAGAUGAAGAGCUCAGCCACCUCUUUGAGGUCUAUCAGCAGUUUGUGGAGAACGUCUUCUCCUUGCCCGUGGACCUGCCUUUCAGUGGCUACCGGAAGGGCAUUCGGGCCCGGGAGGCAUUGCAGAAGGGUCUGGAGAGAGCCAUCCAGGAAAAACUGCAGAAUAUGCAAGGCAAGGACUACUCGGAUGCGCUGGACCUGCUGAUUGAAAGCGGCAAGGAGAACGGGAAGGAGCUGACCAUGCAAGAGCUGAAGGACGGCACCCUGGAGCUGAUCUUUGCAGCCUACGCCACCACCGCCAGUGCCAGCACGUCCCUGAUCAUGCAGCUCCUGAAGCACCCCCAGGUCCUGGAGAAGCUCCGCGAGGAGCUGAGGAGCAAAGGGAUGCUGCACAAUGGCUGCCUCUGCGAGGGCUCCCUCCGGCUGGACACGCUCAGCGGCCUCCACUACCUGGACUGCGUCAUCAAGGAGGUGCUGCGGCUCUUCACCCCCAUCUCGGGCGGCUACAGGACGGUGCUGCAGACCUUUGAGCUGGACGGCUUCCAGAUCCCCAAAGGCUGGAGCGUCAUGUACAGCAUCCGGGACACUCACGACACGGCCCCUGUGUUCAAGGAUGUGGACGUGUUUGACCCUGACCGCUUCGGGCAGGGCCGCACCGAAGACAAGGACGGCAGGUUCCAUUACCUGCCUUUUGGUGGAGGUGUACGGACCUGUCUCGGCAAACACCUGGCAAAACUGUUCCUCAAAGCUCUCGCCAUUGAGCUGGCCAGCACAAGCCGUUUUGAGUUAGCCACCAGGACUUUCUCUCGGGUCACGCUGGUGCCUGUGGUCCACCCAGUCGAUGGACUGAGGGUGAAGUUCUUCGGACUGGAUUCAAAUCAGAAUGAGAUCUUGACAGAAACUGAGGCCAUGUUGGAUGCCACUGUCUGAGGCACAGCCCAGGUUUGGUUCUCUCAACUGGUGUGCUUGAGGGGCCCCAAAGGAAGGGGAAAAGAAAUGCCCGCUGCUGGUGCAGAUACGCCACGACACCGGCGCUUGUGGUACGCCCCUGGUCGAAACCUGCUCUGACUAUGCCAAAACAAAGCGAUGAUGUGUGUGCGUGUGUGUUUGGGAGGGGAUUGAGGGGCUCCUCUUGAUGGCUUAUGUUUUAUUUUCCUGGACAUAAAGCAGAAAAAGGGAUUGUCUUGACCGUAAACAGAAUAUAGAUGUUUUUUAUAUAUAUAUAUAUUUAUGAAUAUGAUCUGCAAUGGAAACGUGCAGGCCGCAAGAGGAGCUGGCUGGUGCAGGAGACGAGGAGGCUCCUGACCUCAGCAGGUCUUCCGCCGUCUGAAGCGGCUCUCCGUCCGGGGUGGGCCGUGUUUCCUGGUGGGAGCAGGGGCAGCGACCUCGGGCAGACUUUGAACUUUGAAAUAACAGUGUUAAACAAGUUAGUGACAACAGUAUUGGGGGAAUAUUUUGGGGUCUCUCUGCAGAAAGUGGCCAUGAGAAUCCCUCGGCAGGCCAUGGUUCCAAUCAGUAUUCGCAACGACUGCUUUGUUGUGUCCCCGGGGGGCAGCAAGGAGCAGCAGGCCGGGCUAAGCCAGGGCUGGCUGCAACCCCGCUGUGUAUUAGUGGUCUCGGGCCCCUUCCGGUGUUAACGUUUACCUCGUCGUCUCUUUAAAGCCCCCUUCAGGGGUAUCGUCAGAAAAUGGUUGAGGAAGAAGCUGAAAGGAUUAGACAUGGGUUUGUGCAAAACUCUCGGGGCUUUCUCUGGAGCUCAGCUGACACUCGAGGCUGUUUUCUGGCUGCGACCCUCCACCCACUUUAGGAACCGGGUAGGGGAGUGUUCUUGUGGGUUCUAGGCUCUCAAAGGAUUUCCUUCUGUGGUUGUUGAGCAGGAAAGCGCUUUGGCCUUUCUCUCCAAGACUCAAAUCUACAGUCAAAUUCUAGCUGUGAGCAUCUCACACCAACUAAGAUACAAGUCCGUGGCACUGCGGAGAAAUGAGGUGUUUUCUGAAUUCUGCCAACUGCUGCUAGGCCACCUGGCUUUAAGCCCCCUGUGGUCCCCAUCUUGCCAUACACACCUCAUGGCACUCGCGAGUUUCCCAGAAGGCUUCUCCCAGAAGCAGGAGACCAAGGCCUGCCUCCGUGUCAGUAGCCUGGCCGUGGUUCCGGGUGCCUGCAGUUUCCCCCUUGCAUGAAGGGAAGUCAUCCUACUUAACAGAGCAGCAUCAGAGCCAGUUUGGUGUAGUGGAUAAGAGUGCGGGACUCUAAUCUGGAGAGCCGGGUUUGAUUCCCCACUCCUCCGUUUGAAGCCAGCUGGGUGACCUUGGGCAGUCAGAGCUUUCUCAGAGCUCUCUCAGCCCCACCCACCUCACAGGGUCUUUGUUGUGGGGAUAAUAAUGACGUACUUUGUAAACCGCUUUGAGUGGGCAUUAAGUUGUCCUGAAGGGCGGCAUAUAAAUCAGAUGUUGUUAUUAUUAUUAGGCAAUGACACUGAACACGUACUGCCAUAGGUUAGCUUUUGAAUUCCUUUGUCUGUGCAGCAGUGUUGCAUUUUGCAUGUUCAGGCAUUGUACAUUGUUGUGCUCUUAGAAAUGCCGUCCUAGCACUUGUUGGGGAGAGCAAAUCUGUGCUCCAGGAGGGGAGCUUCUAUCUGGCAAACUAUGAUAAUGGGGAGGAGUCCAGUAAGGUGUCUCUUGGGGGCCUGUAUUUAUUUGGAGGAAGACGAGAACCUCAGGCUUUCGAGUCCGAAAGGGCCGUCAGUUGACUUGCGAAUGGGAAUUACUUCCAUUAACAGCUGCACUAAGCGCUGCUGCUCGCUUUCAAGGAUACUUGGACCAGGGACUUGUUUGGAAGUUUCGCUGACUUUCUAAGCCCAUCCCUUCCUCAUCAGUACUGGGUGUUGCAACCAUGUUGUGUCCAAUGAUGAGCCUCUGAACCAAGGAGAAAACGGGGUCAGUGGGUGUUUGGGGAAGACGCUUCCAGGUAACCGAAAUAAGUGAGAACAGAGGUUACCUUAGACAGUCCCCAAUUUGCAGAUCCAGAGGAGUUAGCCGCGUUGGUCUGUAGUUGCAAAAUAGUAGAGUCCUUUAAGACUGACCACAUCUAUUGUAGUAUAAGCUUUUGAGAACCACAGCUCUCUUGGUCAGAUGCAUCCAUUGCAUAAGCUUUCACAAACCACAGCUCUCUUGGUCAGAUGCAUCAUCAGCUUAUGCUACAAUAAAGUUGGUAAGUCUUAAAGGUGCUCCUGGACG